AGUCAGUUGAGCUUGGUGCGUUUGUUCGAUAGAUGGCGCGUCGGUCGACGAUGGUGUGGUGGACGCACUCAUCGUCGUCGAUAAGAAGAUUUAUGAAGACCGUCGAUAAAGAACUAACUGUUAACUCGAUGAUACUCGAUGUUAUUCAUUUGAUUGUCUUUUGUGAAACAUAAUUUAAUUUUGUUUGUCUUUCAAAUAUUUUAAUACACUUUCUGUCAAUCCAUUAAGCAAGAGAGAUCAUUUAAAAUAAAUACCAGAAAUUGUUAUUCAAUCAAAACUUUUAUUUAGUCUACAUUAAAAUAUAAUAUGGGUAAACCUUCCCCAUAAUGAUCUGUCGCUGGGGAUAACGACUACAAACUUGAAAUGACAUCUUCAAAUUUCUAUUAACAGGAACAACACCAAUCGAUAUCAUCCGACAGCAGAUGUAACAAUAACAAUUGAAUUGUAGAAAAUGGGCAUCUAUGUAGGUUGUAGGCAGUCCCAAUCAGUCGCGAUACACUCAUUUAGCCAUCACUGUCGGUUAAGUAGAGCGGACAAGGUCGCCAAUGGCAGACUAAUUUUAGACUACUUUUUAUUUUUCAGGCUAUUGCUCUUUAAUUUUUUACUUGUUUAUAUUUCUAAAUUAAUGGGACGAAUAUUUAUGGGAAUCAUGUUGAGAAUGAAAGAGAAGAGAUGAAAAGAAAACGGGCCUGACAGUUCCUGCCCCUGGUUGUUUUCAUUAUAUAUAAACAUUCAUUUAAAUAAGUAAAUACAUUCGAUUAAAAUAACAUUUGUUUCAUUUUUAUUUCGUAGACCGCUAAUUUUUGUAACCUCGGGUGAAAAUUCGAAUAACGAAUUUCACUAGAUGCAAUACUAGUGACUUUCUAGUGUAUCUGCAGUUAUGUAGUAACAUUUUAUUUUCAUCGUAUGCACAUAUGCAUACAGUUUGCUCACCAAUCGAAUCAACGUUUUACAAAAUUUCAAACUCAAAUUCGCCAACGUACACAUUAACCGAUUAUAAGCUUUCUCUGUCUUCGAAAGGUAAAUAUUUAAGGAAAACAGAAUCUCUUUUGAAAGAAUAGGUUGGUCUUACGGUUUGUGAAGAAAUUAUUGAACAAGUAAACUGUUGAUAAGAAGAAACUGUGAGAAUGAUAUAAAUUUCAAGUGCUACAAAUAUAUUUUCAAGUUUUCCUUGCAGAUUAUGUUCGGAUAUUAUCCAGUGUGCAAUAGUUUACUGUAAUCUCUUAAUAAUUUUAUCGAUUCGGUAAUCACAUUUUAAUGAUGGACAACUAUUGCGCCCCACAAUGGACAGAUUUUACUGCUAGUCCACAACUACCCUCUGAUAGUUAUUUUGAGAUAGAACAUGAAACACACAAACCAUUGGUACACUUCAAAUCAAACAUAAAGACCGAUUUACCUAUUCUGUGGAUGGAAGAGUGUGUAAACAAACAAUCGAUUUCAGAAACAAAUUUUGAUGAUAGCUUAGACACUGUGCAAAAUACUAACGAUAAUACAGCAUAUUUUAUACCAUUGGGUAACACAAAACAUUCUGUGGACCAAAUAAAAAAUGAAAACAGACUGAGCAAUGCUAUGGAAAGCUUGAAACUGGAUGAAAAAUCAUGUAAAAUUGAUUGCGCGUGGAAUGUAUGGUUAACGGGAGGAACAAAUUCGCUUAAGGCACCGAUCCUGCCUCGUAGGCUAAAGACAGCUUUAUCCAAGAAAAAUUGGCAAAACAUUCGCACAUCAGAAAUAAACAACACUGAUCCAUCUUCUUUGCAGAAUAAACAAAUAAUUAACAAUGUUAAGAAGAGUAACCGUGAACAAAUUGCUUCCGCAAAGACAAAAACUGAACCAUCGAUUAAGUCAGAUUCUAAUUCUUCUGCAAGUUGUAGAGUUAGUUGUACAGAUGAAAGAGCAUCUUAUAAAAUUAUCUCAGCUCGACGAGAACAUUGUAAACCCUUUAAAGGCAAACAGUCGCAACCUAAAGUACUUACGUGCCAGUAUCGCAGGGCAAGUCUUAUAGAGGCACUCAAGUCUUCCAACAAGUUUAUAAGUAUGGCAGAGGCGGUAUCUAAAUUUCAGAAUAAAACACCGCAACGAUUUCGUACCAUCAGUAAUAAAGAUUUAAAGCCAGGUUCCUUCAUGAAAUUGAAACAAUCUCCACUGAAACUAACCAAUCCAAUUUCUCCUGCACUGAGAAGCAAAAAAAGGGCAAGACACACGACUGUUUUAAGUAAAGAAGAACGCGAAGCUGUGCAACUCGAAGAAAUGAAGAAACAUCAAAUAAAAGCAAAACCUGUACCGCUUAAUAUCUUGAAGGGUCCAGCACCUUUAAAGAAAGUUACGAAAAAACCGAUCACGGUUACGGAAGAAUUUCGAUUGACUCAACCAAAGAAGCUGAUUUCUCACAAAUCAGAUUCACAAGUAAAUAUACAAAGUCAAUUCGAUAAUAAAGAACAAAGCCAUCUAAACACAGCGUCGAUUGUUCGUUCCGUUAGUGCUUCAAAUGUUGCCACCAAAAAGGAACCGAACCCGCGCAAAGAACAUUCCAUCAACACUAAUGCGAAACCUGCGACAAGUGUUUUGCCAUCCAGUUUUGCAGUGCGUAACAAAGAAUUUCAAAUGAGAAAAGAGGAAAAAUUGAAGAGUUUACAGAUUCAAGAGACCAAUAAAAUGAAGGUAGAGUUUCAUGCACGACCUGUGCCAAAAUUUUUAAAACCGCCAUUGUCGAUUAAAGAUCAGAACCUGAAAAGGCGAACCGUUGCUUCGUGUCCAUUCAGUUUUGCAGAAAGAGACAAAAAUUUAGCCAAGAAGAAAGAGGAACACGUUAAACAGAUUCACGAAAACAAUAAAAAAACACGAGCAUUUCAUGCCAAUCCUGUCCCAAGGUAUAAACCACGUGGGUUAUCGAAAGAAAAUGUACGAGGCAAGGAGAAAGAUGCGAAUUCAACAAGUUAACAAGUUUCAAAACAUACAACUUUUCACAUCCAUUUCCAUAUCCAACUUAGUAUCUAUUUUAUAAUAUAUAUUUCUAAUGAAUGUAUCGCUAAUCUUUUCUUGUAUAGAAUAUUAUUCAAACAUUAUUUCAUUAAGGUAUAGUAGAGUCAAAUGUAUUAACAAGAUAUUAUUUUUUUCAUAUAUUAUUGCAUAUAGUAAUCUUGAUAUAGAAUAGUGCAAUCAAUCUCUGGAUUUUAAUUAAAUGUAUCUCUCCUGUAAUUCUCCCUUGUCAUUUUUUAAUUCAAACCACAAAUAUUUUUUCCACCUAAUUGUACUGUACUGAUUUCACUGUCCAGUAACAUUGUAUGUAAGUAAUUGUUAAUAUUAUUGUUACUAUCUGAACAGAAGUAAGCAAGUAUGGUCACAAUUUGGAAAAGAUUUCAAAGGAAUUAUUCUAAAUGAAAUUUACCGAUAAAAACACGUCCAACUUAUAAUAAGUAUUUCAUAUGAUAGUUUAUUAAAUCGCUUAUAUAAUAAUCAAGUAUCUUAUAAUUUCAUAUAAACAUUCUGAUUUAUUAAUCUAAGUGACCAUACCUUUUGAAACCCUUUGUAUACCUCUGUGAUUAAUUGAUUAUGAUAUGGAUUGCUUCGAUGGAAGAAUCUAUCCGCAGUAUAUCAACGUUAUUAAAUAUUGCUAUUAAAUUUAAUAAACUAAGCGUUUAACGAUUCGUUACAAAAUCUGACGAUAGCUCUUACGGCUAAACAUGAGGUAAGCAAGUUUAUUUUGUUUAGCUUUAUUAUCGUUAUUCCUUUUUUUCUUUUUAUAAGAUGUGUUCCCUACUGACAAGAUUGUAAUGGUUACUUUAGUUUUAUAUCACAUAAAAUAUAUAAUAAAUUUAUAUACUAAGAAUAUUA
This is a messenger RNA of Hylaeus anthracinus, 3831 nucleotides long. RefSeq names its product targeting protein for Xklp2-A-like. Lineage: Eukaryota; Metazoa; Arthropoda; Insecta; Hymenoptera; Colletidae. The transcript has 2 exons. The coding region runs from base 1258 to 2937 and encodes 559 amino acids. The record is from RefSeq and is a predicted model, not a curated record.